AUGUCAAAUUCCGAUCAAAACGGACAUGGGGCUUCGGACGUACCGAAAGGAAAGGAAGAAAUGAACGAGCUAGAUGACAUUUUAGACGAGCUUGACUUACCUCCCAAAGUCGACAAAGAUGAGCAAAGAAAGCAAGGGGAUGCGCACGGUGACGACAAGAUGAAUGAACCAAAGAAAAGUGAAGGCAGCCUUGAUGUCUUGAUUGAAGACAUGAUGAACAAGUUUCAUGGAUCAGGGAAUCCGGAUGCAUCUGAAAAAGAAAAUUUGGCAUCGAUGGGUUUAAAUAACGACAAUGAUCUUUUCCAAUCUAUUUUCGGGAACGCCCGUGAAACUGGAGAUGCCUCCAAUACAGAAGAUAUCAAUUACGAUGCUUUGGAAAAUGCUCUCAAUUCUCUCAUGUCUCAAGUGACGAGCAAAGAAAUCCUUUACGAGCCACUCAAGGACUUGGAAGGAAAGUAUACGAGCUUUUUAAAAGAUGAAAAAAAUACAAAGGAUGUAACAUAUCAAAAGCAGUUUUCGAAGAUUCAGCGGUGUAUCGCCAUCUUUGAAAAUUCGGAUUACCAAGUACAGCGUGAUUCUCCCGAGGUUGCCAAGCUAGUUGAGGAAAUUCAAGAAGAUCCACUUCCACCCUCGCUUAUGGACUCUUCAUUUGCAGCGACUGGCUGUCCUUUGCAAUAG
This is a messenger RNA of Schizosaccharomyces osmophilus, 678 nucleotides long. It is a transcript of the gene pex19, whose product is annotated as Pex19 protein. The coding region runs from base 1 to 678 and encodes 225 amino acids. Gene Ontology annotation, cellular component: peroxisomal membrane; peroxisome. Lineage: Eukaryota; Fungi; Ascomycota; Schizosaccharomycetes; Schizosaccharomycetales; Schizosaccharomycetaceae. The record is from RefSeq and is a predicted model, not a curated record. The transcript is spliced from 2 exons. Gene Ontology annotation, biological process: protein import into peroxisome membrane.